Molecule: messenger RNA, 1039 nt
Organism: Paraglomus brasilianum
Lineage: Eukaryota; Fungi; Glomeromycota; Glomeromycetes; Paraglomerales; Paraglomeraceae
Source: the annotation of a GenBank genome assembly
AUGGAUGAGAAAUCUGAAAACGGAGUUCAUAGAUUCUUUCAGAUAUCAGAGACUGGUAAUCCCGUAUGGCACAGCGGGAAAAGUGAUAGUUGUGCCUCACCUUGGACCAAUCCUGGUGAUUACAGUAUGGGACGUCAUAUGCUUACUAUGGACACACUAUAUAAAUUUCCCUCCGAGAACGGGAUCGCAAAACCAGAUGACAUAUUUGAUGAAAAAGUUGGAGCUUCUCGCCGAACAGAUUUUCAAAAUGGAGGAGACUGUGCGAGCUCGUCCAUCCGCAGUGAACCUCACGAUUUCGAAACGGAGAGGAAAGAUUCUAAAAUACCUCUUCGGUGCUUCGAUUCGCUGUGGGACAGGCAAAGGGGUAGAAUCGAUCAACAAACAGAUAGCAGAAACAAGAGUAAGACUGAUGCCGAGAUUGUUUUCGAAUGUCCCAACCGAUCAGGAAUUCGAAAAAUGCAGACAAGCCUGGGGCAAUUGCUCCGAAUUGGUUCCUAUUGCAACUCUGUGUGGACAAUGGAAACCCCAAAGACGCCGUGCUGUCUUGUAUUCCCGGACAAUCAAUCUGAAAAGCAGGAAAACGGUGCCUCUCUGUGUCAAGUGUCAGUUGGUGAUAAAUUCACUGGCUCCUCGUAUAAUCCGCCCAUUGUAGUCGAAAUUGUGGACUCAUCCAAUAGUUCUCGUGUUGCAAUUUCUCUUGGCCUUGACCUCCAUAUCGAAACUCCUCAAGAUGCUAUACAUUAUGUGAAAGAUGAUCUUAUCUGUUAUAUUGAGGAAGUUAGAGGAUAUGGUUUCAAUCAUAUCAUUAUCGUUGGGCAACGUUACUGUGGAAUGCUUUUCCUAGAUUGCUACGGUCGCGUGUUUGAUUUGGACAAUACUAAUAACAUAUUAUGGUUUGGCGGUGAUUAUUUCGAAAAGAUGACAAAUAAUCGUGGUGUUUUAUCGGUGCCAUGGCACGUAUUGGAUGAAAGAACUCUAUAUGAGUCCGAAAAAUGUGUGUAUACGCGCACUCACGAAUUGAAAGAUGAGCUCGGUGAAG